Molecule: messenger RNA, 4946 nt
Organism: Podarcis raffonei (Aeolian wall lizard)
Lineage: Eukaryota; Metazoa; Chordata; Lepidosauria; Squamata; Lacertidae
Gene: EXOC3L4
Product: exocyst complex component 3 like 4
Exons: 13
Coding region: 315-3191 (958 amino acids)
Biological process (GO): exocytosis; exocyst localization
Cellular component (GO): exocyst
Molecular function (GO): SNARE binding
Source: RefSeq, a predicted model, not a curated record
GUAAAAUAAAGGGUAACCGGAGUAUUUUUCUUUUUUUACUUCCUUUUGCAGCAUACACACACACACAAAAAAGCCAGCUCUGGUAGCGAACGGAUUUUGGGUUUAGCCUAAAAUAUCCCCUCUUUCAUCUCUGUUAUGCUCUCCGUACAGGGUUCAGUCAAGUUUUGCAAAGCCAAAAGAAGAUGAGAUCACGCCCUGUCUCUGUGGAGAAGGUGUCUUGACAACCGGUUAUUCUGAGGGGACUGCGAGAAAUUGCAGAUUUAAGAAAACCAGUAAAAAAAAGAGAGAGAGAAGCAAGGGAGACGAGUGGGGAAAUGGAGUUGCCAGCGUCUCCAGAAAAAUGCACAGAGAGUGAAAUCGGCAGUUGUCUUCCCAAAGAUUCUCCGCCCUUGAGUCAGCAAGGAGAAAACAAGCCCAAAAACUUCAUUAGGGGUAUCAGAGAAGUGCUGAGCUUCAGGGGAAACACAUCGAAACUGGCCAAAGAGAAAUUGCCUGAAGCUAAAAUGGAUGGAGAUAAAACAGAAAUAAGCGGGAGGAAUGGGAAAAUGGAGGUGCCAUCACAGCCGGAGUCUCCAGCGAAAAGUACGGAGAGUGAAGGUGUACAGUGUCCUCCUGAAGACUGUCCAUCCUUGCAUAAACAAGGAGAAACCGAGCCAAAAAGCUUCAUCAGGGGUAUCAGAGAAACACUGAGCACCAGGAAAAGAAAGUCUCAAAGUCUCAAAGAGAAAUUAAGUGACACUAACACGGAUGGACAUAGAACAGAAACAAGAGAGACUGAUGGGGAAAUGGAGCCGACAGCAGAACCAAAGUCUCCUGCAAAACACACGGACGGUGAAGAGGCAUCGAAAUCUGCCGAAGAGAAAUCUACUGAAGUCAACGUGGGUGAAGAUAAGGCAGAAAUAAGGGAGGCGGACGGGGAAAUGGAGCUGCCAUCCGAGCCAAGAUCUCUGGCAAAACAUACGGAGGGGAGUGAAGAUGGCAAGUGCCUUCUCAAAGAAAAGGAGCCCCAAAACAUCAAUAAGAUAAUAAGAAUGAGCUUGAGGAAAGGUAGAUCAAAAUCUCUCAAAGAGAAAUCGGUUGAACCUAAACUAGAUGAAACUAAAACAGAAAUAAGGGAGAAGGAGAAGGAGGAGAAAAUGGAACCUUCAGUGAACUACACAGAAGGAGAAGGUUAUCCGCACCUGAGUCAUCAAGGAGAAGACGAGCCAAAGAAAUUCAAACCAAUUCGGAGCUUGAGCCUGAUGGGAAGUGCAUCAAAACCUGUCAAAGAGCAAUCGGCUGAAGAAGCGGACCCCUCCUGGUCCAGCAAGUCUUUUUCAUUCUUAAAGAAAAAAAAGACCAGCCUUCCAAAGGAGAGUAAGGAGCCUGAAGAAGAAGAAGAAGAAGAAGACCAUGUUCAGAACGAACCACUGUCUGUUAUGCAGAUAAAUGAACUUACUAAAAACGGGCAACUUCUAGAAUCCUUCAAAAACAUCAAGGGUUUAGAAAGGGAGCUUCUGGCUGAAAUAGAUGCCAAGAAAUAUGAAGACAACCCCAAGGAAUGCAUUGUGAAGGCCAAGGACAUUGACUUGCUCUACGACUUGGUUUCUAAGGCCAUCCAGCGUAUCGUGGAGGAAACCCUGGAGCUUCCCAGGGUAGAUGCAAAGGCUUUAAACACUCUUGUGACUCUGAUCGCAGAGGAAGAAAAAGCCCAUGCUGGGGCUACAAGCAUCACUGCCCCAUCCGAGGCUGUGUCCAACCUUGGGUUAGCCAGGAACUGGAGGCAGCUUUGGGAAGACACUGUCAAGCGAAGUGUGGAAAUCAGGGUCUCAAAAGUGCCUGUGCCACUGAAGGAGGACAACACCUCUUGGCUGUCGAUACACUUAGGAUAUCUCAAAGAAGUCGUAAGAACAGAUUUGUUGACAAUCAAACACUGGGUACACAAAUGCUAUCCACCAGACUACAGUGUGGGCGAUGCAUACCUGAAAGCUUUCCACAAAGCCCUCUCUUUGCAUUUACAAAGCAUCCUGGAAGAAGAUGAGAGCCUGGGAUGCAAUCAAUUCUAUGCAGUACUCAACUGGGUCACUAAUAUAUAUCGCAGUGAAAAUCUCUUAGGAUGCCCAGAUCUUAAACCAGAAAUAAAAACUGAAGCUCUGCCGGAUUUGUUAACUUCAGAAGAUUUAGACAAACUGAAGAGCAACUACGUUAACUCUGUCCAGCAGGAAACCAAGAACUGCUUGGAGAAUAUUUUGAUGCUGGAGACCAAGGAAAAGUGGAAAGGACAGCCAGAUGAGCGAAAAAACCCAUACGAUUCGUCGCUGUCCUACGAUAUUCAAACGCUCGCCAAACAACACAGAAAGGUAGCCGGCUGCAUUUGCGAAAAAGUGGAAGACGCCGUUCUCAAAGGUAUCGUGAAAGAAGUGACAGAAUUCCUACCACGCUUUGGGAAAGCAUUUUUGGACCAAGCGAAAGAUCACCCCCACUUUCUGAUGUUCAUGAUGGCCUACCUUAACAGCUUCCAGGACUUGAGGAUGAACUUGCAAGCGACUUUUCACAUCAACUGCGAAGAACUGGAGAAGACCCUAGCUGGUCUGAUGCUGAGAUACAGAAAAUGCUUUUUAAAUAAAUUAAAGCUGGAAACACAGCCAAUGUUCAAGAAAAUUCUAAGCCAGGCCUGGGUCGUAAGUGGCGGAACUUUCGAUUCGUUCAUCAUAAAAAUAUUGUCCAUCAUUGAGGAGUCUUCGGAACAUCUAAAGCAUCUGCAGGAACCCAUCUGCAAGGAUUUUCUCAACGAGGUUCACAAGGAUGUGGUCAAAGAGUACAUUACGCGAACUCUCAAGCCAAGAGGCAGAAUGAGGAAAACGAAACGAGACGAGGUCAGCAAAAUAAUGUCUCAGGAUGCCACAGCUAUUAACAACACAAUGCAGCAUCUGGGUUCAACUUCUGACUGGCUUGCUCCUGCCAUAGAAUACAUUGCUAGAAUAAUUGGUGAGGAAGAAAAACCCAGAAUCAAGGACCACAUUAACUGUUUAUACCAGGAUUAUCCAGACAUCAGAAAGGAGCACAUUGUCGCUGUUCUUGCUCUUCGAGGAUUGAGUCGAAAUAAGAGGCAAGCGAUAGCUGACCACAUGAAGCAGCCAUCAGAAGAGUCAGGACACAGGACGCUCUUUGCUGAAAUAGAAGUCCCAAGAACCACCCAGUGCUUUUUUUAAAAUCUGCAGAAAUGAAAUGUUGAGCUAUGCUUGUUUCCAUGUAUUUAUGAACAUACAAGCACUUGAACAGAGUCAGGCCAUUUGUCAAUCUCUCUGUGGAUCUCCACAUCUUGCUCCUUAAUGAUCCUUUUAGCAGGAGAUGCCUGGGAUGAGUCUCAGAAGGUUAGAUACUUGCUAAAAAUGGACACUACUUAAAAAUCGAAAGCGUAAUGCUGGUGGUCAACAAAAGUGGUCUAAAGAAUCUCUCAAGGCAAAUCUAAAAAAAAUGCAGUAGAAACACUCACAACUAGAAAACACUGGCCUGUGAGCGCUCCAAUUGGAGAACAGCCUUUACCAAAGGUGUCAUGGACUUUGAAGAUGCUCAAACUGAGGAUGAAAGGGACAAAUGUGCUAAGCGGAAAGCACAUUUGGCAAACCCUCACCGUGAUAAAUUCCUGCCCGGAAACCUAUGUCCCCACUAUGGAAGGACAUGUGGAUCCAGAAUUGGCGUCCACAGUCACAGACUCACUGUUAAGACUGUGUUCGUGGAAGACAAUCUUACUCAGCUACGAGUGAUCUCCAAAGAAGAAGAAGAAGAAGACUACUUCUGAGCUAUAGUCUCUCUCCAAUUUAAUAAUGAGAAGGUCUUCUCUCCUUGCCAUAUUUAUAGAUGUGUUUGCCUGUCCUCUCUCAGGUGUGGGAAACCUCUAGCCCACAAGUCAACUUCUUCCCCGCAGGGGUCCCAGUUUAGCACACCAGAUCAUUCCCUGCAAACCACAGAUGCCUACCCUACACCUGGUGCCCUGUGUGGGGCAGGUGGCUGUGGUUUCAAAGGCACAACUGGGAGGUUAAAAUGAGCUUCCUAUUACUCCUUUGCUAGAGAAAAGCACAUUCCCAGCGCACAACAGAUAAUUCUUAAUUUUAGAAGGGUUUUUAGAAAAGCGGGAGUGCCUUCAAAUAUGCCCAUCAAUCAUGUCAGGUGACUGAAAGAUGGGUGACCUCACCCAUCUCUCAGAUUUGAUCCCUGGAAUACUCUCCCCAGGGAAGUUCACCUGGCACCUUCAUUACACACCUUUCGGAGUCUGGUGAAAACUAACUUCCUAUAUCUAUUUAAAUGUGUUUGAGGGAGGCGGGGGGUUAUUGGUUUGUUUUGGUCUUGUUUUUAUUCUGUAGUUUGUGCUUUUAUCUUGUAUUUUUUUUAUGCUGUGAACAGCCCUGAGAUAUAUGGAUUAAGGAAGUACAAAUUUAAUUAAUUAAUUAAUUAAUUAAAGGAGGAGACACGAUAUGGGGAACUCGACUAAAAACAUAGCCCCGCUCCCAAGAAACCAUGGCUGCACCCGACACGUGAAUAGAAUUAAUAUGACACUGACAUUCCCCAAAAGAAAACAAAGAAGAUCUGUUGGCGACCAGCUGUCACAUGUCAAACACCACAACAGACCUUCUCAUCACCUGAUUUUCUUCCUGAUACCAUACUUUUCAGAAGAGGAAGUUCAGUCAGUUUUUCUGAAUAGUUCAGUCAAGUGAUAUGAAUCUUACCUCUCACCUCAGAGCGAAUGUAAAGCGGGCCUAAUAACAUCAGCAUUCAAAUGUGUUUGUUUUGUUUUGUUUUUGUUUCCCACUCCUCCUUUCUUUUUUUCCUUUCCCCCCCUUUCCCCCCCUUUUUCUUCUUCCUUUUUCCUUUUUUUGUGCCUCCUUUCUUGGUCUUUCUCUUUUUGAUGUGUUAAGAAGGAGAUAAAGAGAUAAAAGUGUAACAUGAAAACUUCAGUAAGUCAAAAG